AUCGCGUCCGGAUUUACGAUAAUUUAUUUAAAAAUGAGAUUUUGAAGUAUUGGGGCUCUCUGAUAUCCUAACGCAUUGAUUUGGGGUUUGCAUUGUCAAAAUCUGGUCAGAAUUGCGCAGAUAUCGCCAAAAUGCCUGGUAAGAAGCAGUCUGCUCAAGCAGAUCUUGUCGUCAACACCAAGGACAUUGCAUCAGAAAUCGAGGAUCUUCCAGCUGAGGAGCAGAAGUUACGCGCCCAAACACUGUUUGAUGAGUUUUACAAUGAGGCGGCUCAGCCAAAGUCUGCUUCAGGCAAUGCCUGUAUAAAGCUUUGCGGAUUUGUUGACAAUGCCUCCAAGUCGUCGAGUAUGCAGGUCCAGCAAUGGGCCUUUUCGGGCCCGACCACAGAAAAGCUCUUCACAUUCUACAUGGACUGGAACGAAUACGAUCACCACCGCUCCAUGAAACUCGUGCUUGAUCUCGUUGCGCACUUGCUCACUAAGAACCCGAGCGAGCAGGAUGCUGUGGCGACGACAAAGUCGCUGGUGCACAGCCUGGUGGCAAUUAUCCUAGGCAAGUCGACUAAGCCAGUAGCAAAGUCGGCUAUGAAGACUUUGGAGCACUUCCUCGUGAAAAAGGUUGUUUCUGCCGCCGAAGUACGUGAAUGCUAUCGAUCAUUCAACCUGGCCUCCAAGGACUGCAAGGCUAUCGAUGUUUGGGGUAGCUUCAUGGUCGACCUGUUCAACUGGAUGAGACUGCACUUUGUGUCGCCUGCAGCUGGAAAACUGAUUCUCUGCAUAUAUCGCCAGCUGCGCCAAGGCGCUGAUGGAGUAGAGGGCACACCCUCCAUUGAGAAUUGGCACUCGUGGCUUCUCGAGUUCCUCAACAGGGAGCCUGAGCAUCUCGAGCGUGUGAAGAACCAUGUCUUCUUGCCGCUCUUCACCGCGGAUCGUAAAGAGGCAUUAGUAUUCCUGCAGCGCAUGGCUGAAUUGAAGCCUGUCUCUGGUGCCGCGGGUGUUGACACACCUGCUCUGCUGCAACUUGCUGUCCUUGAGAUUGGUAAGAAGGCUGGGCUUGUUGAAGAGCCUGCCCUGGGACACGACGACACAUCAGAGGACUCGAAGAAGGAAAUCGACUGUGUUAUGAUCCGCGAAGACGUCCUGGAGACUGUCCUGGCCUAUCCAUCAAACGCUGUGCGCUCGCUCGCGUUUUCUACCCUCAUUGCAUCGCCAUCUACCACCAAACCGUACUCGGAGACUGCGCUCUCUCUGCUGCGAAAGCAUAUGGGUGCCUUCUUCGCAGACUCUGACGUUAAAUUCAGAGUUGAUGUGUCCGCUGCAGCACGAGACAUGUUUCGCCGCGUUCGUGGCGCCAUCUUUGUUCUCAAAAGGAGCAUCCCGCGAGCAAGAGCAAAGGCUGCAAAGAAGGCAAAGGCCCUUCAAGGCGUUACAGACUCUACUGAGCAAGCCAACGUACCGGGUCCUGUUCUGUAUAGAGCCAAUCUGGUGUCUCUUCCCGAUGAUCAGCUUGUAUACUGCCUCCGCUACCACGAGGAUUUCCUGCACUGGUACAUUGGCUUUCUCUGCUCCGAAUUAAUCCCAACAGCCUCUUACCAGCGACAUAUUACAUCCCUGAAGGCGCUGAUGUACAUCUUCCGUUUGGAAGGCAACCAAUCCAAAGCAUGGGAGACAGACGACGACCAAACUCUCUUCUUCGACAUCUUUGACGAGAAAUGGACAAGAGCGCUCUUUGAUCUGCUAAUGGAUCCCUUUGAUGAUGUUCGCGAUGCUGCAUCCAACGUCCUCAAGGCCCUCCUCUCCGAUAAAAGAUACCGCAAAAUGCUUACAAACGCAUCUGGCAAUACCAUUAGCAUACCUGCCGCCCUCGAGCACCUGGCUUCGAUAGCUGGGGACCUGGCGAGCAAAACAUCCCGUGCAGACCACGCCGAUGGUGUUGCCCGCAUCCGCCAAUUACUCUACAGAUUCUCAACCGACCAAGAUGAGCGUGUCGGUCUCCUUCUACGUCUGACGGGAGAGUUGGACCGCAAGAUCUCCAUUGCUGAACAAGAUCUCGGCGAGGCUGUGCGCCAGGUACCUGUACAUGGCGACUUUGCUGCUCUCUGCAGCACAUGGCAAGUAGUAGCCGAGCUCAAGAUGACGGAUAGCGAGUUGGUGGUUAUGCGCGAGAUCCAAGAAACCCUUGUCUCGCUGUGCCAGCGUAUCUGGGCUGCAGUCAAGGACAUUCUCUGCGACGAUUCGCCAGAGGGCCAUCUUCCCCUACAUCUUGAAGAUAUGGAAGGCCUCGACACCAAGGGCUUGAUCAGCUACAGCUUCCGCGCCACGCACGAGUCCAGCAACUUCAUGAAGACAAUAAUUCUGACUCUGCGAAACCGAAGCCGCGCUGGCUCGUUAACUCCCUCCACUCGCGUCUUCCGCGAUGUUGGCGAUCUUACCUUUGAACAACUGUCUAACUUAAGACAUCGCGGUGCCUUUACUACCGUCUCUUCUACAUUUAGUACUUGCUGCCAGCUGAGCAAGCACUUGGAUAAUGAAGAAGAUAAUGCCGAUAUUCUCAACCUGUGGUAUGGAAAAACUAUGGAAACUAUUUAUACCCAAGUUUCUACCACUAGACGUUCGGCUGGUAUUCCAUCUCUUAUCACAGGUAUCCUGGCCGCCAACUCAGACAGCCCGUCCUUUGAUCAGGUCAUGCGCAAGCUGAUUGAAAUCGCCCGGAUUGAGGCGCGCGUAACCGAAACAGACGACGAGAGACUUCCCCAAGUUCAUGCCUACAACUCCAUCAAGGACAUCUUCCGCAACUCGCUGUUGACAUCGCAAGGCAACAAAUCGGAACAGUAUCUUCCUGAAUGCGUCGAACUUGCUGCCAGCGGAUUAAAGUCACAAGUCUGGGCUAUUCGAAACUGCAGUCUGAUCCUUCUUCGCAGUCUGAUUGACUGUCUCUUUGGUAACCAUGAGAACAAGUCCACCAUUGAAGCUGGCUGGGACGGAAAAGCAAACCGUAUCCCCUACCAUCGCUAUCCCAGUCUGCCAGAGGUUCUCAAGAACUUGUUAGAGUCAGGCCAUAAGAUGAUGAGCCAGAAUGCCAAUGUCACAAUGGCGGCCGAGUCCGUCUUCCCGGCGUUAGAUAUCAUUCGCCGAGCUGGACCUCCAGAGAUGCUUCGAAGCGAGAUCCAGACGCACAUCACACAGUACCUAUCCAGCCCGGUUUGGCAUGUCAGGGAAAUGGCUGCCCGAACAAUCUGCUCGUGUUUGCUUCAUGAAGGCUGGUUGAAUUCUCUUGAGACAAUCUUUUCCGAGGCCCUCACUGGCAAGAGAGACCAAAACUUUGUCCAUGGUGCUCUCCUGUGUCUCAAGUUUGUCUUUGAACGAUUGUCUGAAGUCAAUAUUGAUUUGGUCCUUGGUAAUCUUGCUGUGCUCGUUGAGAAGCUGCCUACCUACGAAAUCGAAACCAGCUAUCGCAGUUGCCCCGAUGUAGUAGCAGCAUAUCUGGAGGCCAUCAACUUGAUCUGGACUUUCCAGCGUUCACGAUCUCUACCAAUGCUGCCAGCGCCAGUCAAGAUCGCUAGCGGCCCUGAAUCCGCCCUAUUCCGCGGCCAACAUAUUAUCCAUCUGCUUUUAUCUUCAACACAGAGCAACGAUGCCGUUAGUGAGCUACGAUCGGUGCUCAUUGAUUCGCCCAUCGGAUCCAACACUCUGCUUACAGCCUUGGGGAGCUUGUCUGACUUGUGGGAUCUGACUACCGCAUCAGAUUCCAUGCUCACCGACCUUUGCAACCUCUACAUUGACAUUUCUCUCACACAAUGCCCUGCCGACGUCAAAGCAGUCGCUGUUGACAACCUCAACCUCGUUGUAGACAAAAUCCUAGAACGUGGUAACCUGCAGCUAUUGCCAACAGACAAUCUGCUUCAUCAGUGGCAAGAGCUGCCAUCACACUCCAUGAAUCCGGAGUUGUCAAAUGCCAUCAUCAGAGCUAGUGGUGGUGUUGUAGCUGCCAUGUCAAAGACCAACGGCCCUGCCAGUAUCAAUUUCAUCAGUUGGGCUGCCAUGAUAAGCGAAGCAACCAUUGCUGAAAACUCCUUUGAUACCCGCUUCGCAGCCGCCGAAUCUCUGCAAUCGUUCUUCCUGAUUAUCGGCGACGACUGCAAGACCGCCGACCAAAUCCCUAUCCUCCUUGCUCUAUAUGAUGUAUUGAACGACGAUGACGACGAGGUUCGAGACAUGGGCGCCGAUGCUGUGAAGCACAUUCUGGGCUCAUCUAUCGUGCCUAUCGAGGCAGCCUCACGCUUCCUCAGCUGGAUUGCAGAGAGCUUCCCUUCCGAGGCAAAGCUCAAGGAAAUCGCAUGUGCUCGUGUCAUUGGCGAAGUAACGCAAAGCGGCUGGAAACAGCCCAAUGUUCGUCUGGAAGAGUCGCUCCAGUUUGACGAUGCGCUGUUUGUGAUUGAGGAGCAGAAUCUCUUCAUCGAUGAAGUAAGAGAGACCUGGCGCUGGGCACAACUCAUUGAAGAGCUUUCAUGGACCGAAAAUGACGAGUCCUUGAAACAGCUGAAUCAGUGGGCUUCACAGGGUCUUGAUUCUCUGUAUAAUCAGUUCCAAAAGGAGGACGGCCCGCUUGGAUGGGCAUCCAGCCCGGAUGUGUUUGCCAUCUGUACAUAUAUUAUCGGCGCGGCGGUUGCAUUGACCAACGCAAAGCAGGCGAGCCAAGACCUUUCGUCGGCUAUGACCAAGGCACAUGAUGUUCUUAAAACAAAGGAGUCUCAUGUUUCCAGACUAUUGGUGGAUGCAUUGGAAAAAGCAGCAUAACUGGAGUUUUAUAUAAAUUUUAGCAAUGAAUACAUUUUCAACUUUUCAUGACACUCUGUAUAACAAUAUACGUCCCAAGAGAGGACCAACAAUGCAUCGUGUUUAUUCCUAAAAUCAAAUGGUAUGCAAUUAACGCAGUAUGACUUCUUAAAUUGAGGAUGUUGCCGCCUUGCUCAGUUCACUUCCAUCUAUGACACCAAGCCUACCCAGCUUUGCGACUAGCAUAGUGUUCUGGUUCUGCAGCUCGCGUACUUGGUCCUGUAAUAGCUGUGCAUGCUUAACAGCCAAGUCUCGCUCAGCACGAAGCCUAUCCACCUCGAGGCCCAGAUUCGACUUUUGCUCCUUCUCAAUCGUUUUUCUUCGACGUCUCUCUGCUCGACGGGCUUCUUGUUCCUUCUUCUCCUCCAGCUUUCUGAGCUCCUUGUUAUACUUCUCCUCUUGCUUAGCAACCUCCUUUUCAUGCUUUUCGCGCUUCUUAUUCAUGGAAGCUUCGUCUUUUUCCUUUUCGCCGAGCCUCUUAGUUUGCAUCUCGCUAAGCUUGCGCUCCAGCUUCUGUCGUCGCUCGUGGAGCUUGCGUAGCUCCUUGUUCAUAGGCUGACUGGAAAUCGACCUCGAGUCUUCGGACUGCUCUCCAAGUAGAGUGUCUACUUGUUCCUUUUCUGCAGUAAGACGUUUUUCAAUGGCUGACGUAAACGAUUGUACCGAGGAGUCAUCGCUAAAGGACGACUCGCCUUCCUCUGGAAUUGCCGCUGAUGAUAAGCUACCAAUGUCGCUUCCACCGUUGCUCAGAGAUCCAGAGAAUGUCUGGAUUAAAGAGGUUGGAACAACAGUCGAAGCGGCACCGAAGAUGCCAGCUAAGAUGCCGUAAAUGCCGUUGCUGUUAGGCAUGGGUUCAUCUUGCGCAUAGUCAGUCUGCUCAGUGUUAUUUCCGACAUGGAUGGUUGGUGUUGCUUGAGCAGUGGAUUCCUGCUCUGGAUUCUGGUCUUGUGCAUCUUUAGGAGCAUCUGCAGCUACUGGCUCAGGGUCUGCAAAGCCCCGUGCUGCAUUAUCAAUCACCCAGCUCAUAAACUUGCCUGCAUCCCCAACAAUACCGGGGGGCGUGCCCUUUUCAAUAAGAAAUCGAGGUACACUGCCUCCUGGAUCGCUUCGCGUAACCAUGAGCCAUUCUACUGAUGUAUGCUGUUUUGCUGGGGUAUCGUCUGUUGUCGUGUUAGGUGUGGCGGAUGACUGCAAGGACCGUCUAUCCCCAGGCAGCCUUAAGUCGGUAGACGAUUGAGAUCGUUUGGAUGUAUGUCUAUCAAUUAGGACUUCUCGAAUGAUCUCGACCGAUUCGUAUUGACCACGGAUGAUGCCCGGUCGAGUUGGGCAUGCUUCAUGAAGGCACGGUUUGGAAACCACAAUAUACUGGCGCAGUGGCUGACCAGUGUCGGGAGAUCGAUAUGACAAGUCGGAUGUUAAAAGCAGCGUAACAAAAUCUCGAGGUGAUGUCGGGC
Messenger RNA from [Torrubiella] hemipterigena, 6289 nucleotides. The record is from the annotation of a GenBank genome assembly. NCBI's taxonomy places the organism in Eukaryota, Fungi, Ascomycota, Sordariomycetes, Hypocreales, Clavicipitaceae.